AAUUAUGAGGAGAAAUAUGCUGAUGAACCUCUUGGUGAGGAGUUGAGGGAAAACUCCCGAGUGUUCAAGGUUUAUCUGGAUGAGGCAGAGAGCUUUGAUAAUGAUAUGAUGAGAGGAUUCAGAGAAACAAUUGAUUCUUUGCUUGUAUUUGCAGCACUUUUCUCUGGUGUUGUCACAUCUUUCGUGAUUGAAACCAUAUCUGCACUCCAACCAGAUUAUUCCCAAAUCACUGCAGUCCUGCUGGUGGAGCAGGUUCAAAUCCUCAGAGCUGCAGGAAAUUCCACUGCCAUCAAUACUGUUCCUAAAUCUACUGUGAAUCUACAGAAUGCUUCUGUAGCUACUGAAGAUCUUUGGAUCAAUGGUCUAUUCCUUGCAAGCUUGUCACUAGCCUUGACCACUGCACUCUUGUCAGUCCUUGUCAAACAGUGGCUUCAGGCUUAUUGCUCCAUGUCAGCAGGAAGUGCAAAACACAGAGCUUUGGUCCGUCAAUUCAGAUAUGCUGGACUUGUAAAAUGGAAGGUCACAGAGAUUGUGGGAAUCCUUCCCCUUAUCCUGCAUACAUCAUUGGCUCUAUUCCUCAUAGGAUUGUCAUUAUACAUCUCAGAGCUC
Lentinula edodes (shiitake mushroom) is the source of this 609-nucleotide messenger RNA. RefSeq lists its product as uncharacterized. The record is from RefSeq and is a predicted model, not a curated record. Lineage: Eukaryota; Fungi; Basidiomycota; Agaricomycetes; Agaricales; Omphalotaceae. The transcript is spliced from 2 exons. The annotation marks the transcript as partial.